ACUCGACUUGCAUCUUUAUUCAUUAAUGAAUCAAAGGUUCUUUUUCUCUGUAUUCAUAAGCUAACACUGGAACUGAUCUUAGCACUAGCUAGAGAAUGUGCAAAACAUCUCAGAAUUGCUGAUAUUAACGCUAGUGAUGCGAAGAAGAAAGGUUGCGGAUGGUUCUCAAUAUGGAGG
Funneliformis mosseae is the source of this 177-nucleotide messenger RNA. NCBI's taxonomy places the organism in Eukaryota, Fungi, Glomeromycota, Glomeromycetes, Glomerales, Glomeraceae. The record is from the annotation of a GenBank genome assembly.